This is a messenger RNA of Argentina anserina (silverweed cinquefoil), 3438 nucleotides long. RefSeq lists its product as uncharacterized. NCBI's taxonomy places the organism in Eukaryota, Viridiplantae, Streptophyta, Magnoliopsida, Rosales, Rosaceae. Bases 1 to 3438 code for a protein of 1145 amino acids. The record is from RefSeq and is a predicted model, not a curated record. The transcript is spliced from 3 exons.
AUGGACAAGAGAUGGAUGCAGUACGACCGGGGGAACCCUGAAUACCAACAAGGUAUUCUAGAUUUUUUGUUAUUUGUACUUGAACAUGCUGAGGGGAGAAAUGUACACAAGUGUCCAUGUGUGGAAUGUCACAAUACUAAGUGGAUGACGAUUUACGAAAUCCACGAACACCUGAAUACAAGACGUAUAAUGCGUAGUUAUACUACAUGGAAUAUGCAUGGUGAGACAUUAGAUCAUGAACCUACCAUGGAAGAAAUCCGAGCGGGAUACUUUCAACAUGCUAGCUCAUCUAGAGGUAGUAUCGGCCCUCAUGUGGAUCCCUCUAUGGACAUUGUACAAGAUGCUUUUCCUUCGUUUGCUUCAAGACAUGAGGAUGAGGUUGUUUAUGAUACCACUGAUGCAGAUCAUGCUUUUUCACAUGUUCACAAUGGUGAUUAUGAUAAGUAUAACAGGCUAAUUGCUGAAGCGCAGACGCCAUUGUACCGAGGAUGUAAAGAAACUGUCUUGGGUGCCAUCAUCGAUCAGAUUAAAACUAAAGUUUCUAGUAAAUGGUCGAAUGUGUCCUUUAACCGUAAUUUGGUGAAUAUCAGGAAGUUGCUUCCUCCGGAAAACAACCUGCCCCACAGCUUUGAAAAGGUACAGAGUAUUUUGAAAGACCUUGGCCUUGGUUAUGAGACUAUCGACGCAUGCAAGAAUAACUGUGUUUUGUUUUAUGGAGUUGACAACCAAACCCUAGAUAAUUGUCCAGUGUGCAAUGCUUCGAGGUGGAAGACUUCUAAGAAGAGAAGGGUUCCUGUAAAGAUACUCCGUUAUUUCCCAUUGAUUCCUAGGUUGAAGCGUUUGUACAUGUCUUCACACACUUCCAAAAAGAUGAGAUGGCAUGGGGUAAAGAGGACAAAUGAUGACAUUCUCAGACACCCUGCAGACGGGGAGGCUUGGAAAUCAUUUGACAGAUGUUUUCCUGAUUUUGCAGCAGACAUUCGAAAUGUAAGACUUGGACUUGCAACAGACGGGUUUAAUCCUUCUGGAAACAUGAAUUUGUCUUAUAGUAUUUGGCCUGUGAUUGUUGUGGUGUACAACCUACCUCCAUACAUGUGUAUGAAGAAGGAAUUUAGUUUGCUGACAUUGUUAAUUCCAGGUCGUUAUUCUCCAGGAAAGUGUCUUGAUGUGUACAUGAGACCAUUGAUUGACGAGUUGAAAGAAUUAUGGGAAAAUGGUAUCCCUACUUUUGACAAGUAUAGUCAAACUUCAUUCAGGAUGAAAGCAGCAGUGAUUUGGACCAUAAGUGAUUUUCCUGGAUACGGGAUGUUAUCGUCUCAAACCACACAUGGUUACAGGGCUUGUCCAAUCUGCUUAGAGGACAUAAAUUCUAGUUAUCACGCUGGAAAGCGAUUUGAUGCGGCUUCAUUCGAUGGGAAGCAAGAGUUUGGUCAAAAACCCAGAGAGCGGUCUGGUGAGUGGAUUCUGGACAUGUUGAACUCUUUUGAUUUAAGACGUCUUAGCAGUGAUCGUUCAAUUUUGGCACGGAAUCCAAAACGUCCUUCUAGACUAGAGAACUGGACGCACAAGAGUAUAUUUUUCGAAUUGCCUUACUGGAAGAAAUUGAGAAUCAGACACUGCCUAGAUGUCAUGCACAUAGAGAAGAAUGUUUGUGACAGCGUUGUGGGAACAGUUUUCGGUUUUAAAGAUAAGACUAAGGACACUCUGAAGGCGCGGAAAGAUCUUCAAAUGAUGAACAUACGCCCUCACUUGUGGCUAAAACAGUCGGGGUCGGGGCCAACCCUGAAAAUGCCUCUUGCACCUUACAGGGUUAAUCCAGCUAAUGAGAAAAAACAUUUCAAAUGGUUUGAAGCUAUUAAGUAUCCUCAUGGUUAUGCAGGAAAUAUAUCUCGAUGUGUUAAAGUGGGGGAGAACAAGCUAAUUGGAUUAAAGACUCAUGACUGUCAUAUCAUGCUGCAACGUCUUUUCCCAGUGGUAAUUCGACCAUAUUUGCGUCCUGAUGUGGUGGAGCCUUUAGUAGCGUUGUCUAGAUUCUUUCAGCAGUUAUGCGCUAGAGAGCUAAAGAAGUCAGAUGUUCUUGAAUUAAAAGAGGACAUUGUCUACAUCAUGUGCAAGUUGGAGCGGAUUUUCCCGCCUGCUUUCUUUGACGUCAUGAUUCACCUCAUGGUCCAUCUACCAGAACAGGCGUUGCUGACUGGUCCAGUACACUAUACCUGGAUGUUUCCACAAGAAAGGUACAUUGCACGCUUUAAAGUAUGCCAGUUCACAUUUACAUAUUAUUGUUUGCACAUUAAUACUAAUAGUUCAAUUUUCAGACAACUUGGGGAGUACAAAAAAUACGUCCGCAACAGAGGGAAACCAGAAGGAUCAAUUGCAAAUGCAUACCUCUUAAAUGAGUGUGUAACCUACGGUGACUUAUAUCGCAGUAACGCAACAGAGGCGGAGUCAUCUAGAGACUCUAUUCCACAUCAAUUCAAUCUAUCAGUUGUUUCAGACGUUGUACGUUUAUUUGGUAACUUACCAAAUUCAUACAAGUUAACAACAAAUGAGCUCCGUGAAGCUCAUUGGUGCGUGUUGGACCACUGCUCCGAGGUAGAAUACUACAAAAAUAAACAUUUGGCAAAAAUCAAAGCAAGACAACCAUAUGGAGCUGAAGAGAUGCAGAAGAAAACUUUUCCUGAUUACUUUCUUAAUUGGAUGGAAGAGUUACAACAUGAGAACAACACUGAAUACUCACAAGAGUUACACCAUUUGGCUUGUAAGCCGCAACAUCACAGUGUACGUGGGGGAUGUUUUGUCAACGGUGUUAAGUUUGUCACAUUCCACCGGGAUGAGGACCGGGUUACUCAAAACUAUGGGGUCAUGGUAGAGGGGGAUGAAACUUGCUACUAUGGGGUCCUACUCUCUGUUGUCGAAUUAUUAUAUGGAGCUGGCAUGCCAGUUGUGUUAUUCAAGUGUAAAUGGUUCAACACUGACCCAAGUUUACCGAGGAGUACGAAGAUGGAUCAUGGUUUUUUAUCAGUGAAUACAGCCACAAGCUGGUAUGAGGAUGCGCCAUUCAUUCUUGCCACCAUGGCACGACAGGUGUUUUAUCUUGAUGAUCCCAAGGAAGGUGGGGAUUGGAAAGUGGCAAAUGUGAUGUCUCACCGAAACAUAUGGAGUGCAUCUAUACUUGAGGGGGAUGAUGACAGAGCAACUGAUGAUGAAAUUGAGGCGACAGAACCAUAUCAAGAAGCUUCUACCUCUCAUAUUCCUGAUACUCAGACCAUUCGCAUCAACAACGACCCCCAUUACAUACACGUGAAUGAGUUCAUUACGAUUCCUACAUCUGAUGAGGAUGAUGAAGAGGGCGAUGAAGAGGAAGAUGAGGAGCCUUACUAUGACGAGGAUGAAGAAGAUGAAGAAGAUGAUGAUAUAGAAGAUGAAGAUUAUGUAUGA